Psylliodes chrysocephalus is the source of this 771-nucleotide messenger RNA. Lineage: Eukaryota; Metazoa; Arthropoda; Insecta; Coleoptera; Chrysomelidae. The record is from the annotation of a GenBank genome assembly.
AUGAACACAAUUAAUAUUGAAUUUCAGUCUGUAAAUCCCAGGUUACACCAAUUAUUACCCCGGGUCACAUCAGUAUACGAGCAAAUAUUAAAAAACUAUUUACAACAAGAAUAUGUCCUUAAAAAUAAACCAGAUGAAAUAAAUUUAAACAAUCCCCGAAAUUUUCAACCUAUUGAAAAUAUAUAUUUUGGUGUUAGAGUAGAUGAAUUGAUAAAUGAAAGUCAAAUAGAUUCAGAUGAUUUACACAAUUUUAGAAAAAAUUGUUUAAACUUUUACAUCGAAUUAGCUAGACAAAUAAAAGCGAGGUUUCCUUUUGACAAUCCACUAUAUCUACAGCUCACCUGGUUAGACCCUAAAAAUAUUUUUUCCAUUAAAAAAGCGAAAUCAAUUAUUCCCUUAGUUAGAAAAUUUCCAAAUAUGGUAGAACAACUUCUCGAGAUGUACUGCGCAUGCACAGGAGAAGCACCGUACGAGGCACAAUACAAACUCAUUAAAGAACAUUUCUGGGCAUACUUUAUAUAUUAUAAAUCUCCUGAAAUACCAACACCGUGGACGGAAAACAGUGAUAUCGAAGAAGAAAACGAGCCUGCGGCAGCCGCUGUAGUUGGGCCUUCGGCCCAAGUUUUAAAUUCAAACAACACUGCGGUAACGGGUUUGCAAUAUGCUACGCUACCUGGCGCGAUCGAUCAUGGCGCGGAUGAGCCUGGAGGUCAAACAGAGGACAGUGGAAUACAAAGUCUAUCGUAUAGCCCGGUACUGAUGAACAUUUAG